Molecule: messenger RNA, 1470 nt
Organism: Leptomonas pyrrhocoris
Lineage: Eukaryota; Euglenozoa; Kinetoplastea; Trypanosomatida; Trypanosomatidae
Exons: 1
Coding region: 1-1470 (489 amino acids)
Source: RefSeq, a predicted model, not a curated record
AUGCGCUAUCCUCACACAGGUGGAACACUACUGCAUACACACACACUCACACAAACGCAGAUGCUCAUACGGGCAUGGCUGCAGCACUUCUUCGCCUACGAAGCCCGCAACGGCGGGGCACUGCCACCACACCAGCUGUUCCCCUACAACGCCGACGCAGAUCCGUGCACCGGCGAAGCCUCUGACGCGUCCGACAGAACCGCAGUUGCGGGGACCGGAUCGGCAGAGAACUUUCCACUGAGCUCACUCCCAGCAGGGCCGUCUGCAGAGUCCGAGGAGGACAGCGCAGGCGGGAAGAGGUCUGCCUCUUCCUCUUCCCCCUCAACACCGGCACCCCCUCCGCCGUCCAGCCCGCCACCCUCUGCGGCCAUCACGACCGCCACGAAAAAAACUGCAAAAGUGAGAGAUGUAGGCUGCAGUGCCCCCGCCCCCGGCGACCCACACGAGCCCCCGCGCUUUUACAGCCGCUACGUCUUCCGGCGCACCGUGACGGGGCUGCAGCUGCUGUGGGGGUACUUCAGCUUUGUUGUGUGGAACUACUUGGCGCACAUUCGAUGGUACGGUGCGUCCAUGGUGUACCUGACUACGCUGGUAGAAACGGAGAAGUCGUCCGCGGUAGCGCUGGUUGUGAAGGAGCGGGGCGCCGUCACGGGAUCGGUGGCUGCGUCAAACGAAGACGUACAGGGUGAAUUGGCCUUCGAGCUUCACCGUCUCGCAGAUCAGUGGCUCGCCGUCGCCUACCUCGCCGUCGCCCUCGCCGGCCUCAUCUACACCGCCAGCGCGGUGUUGUACGUGUGUGUGGUGAACACGCCUUGGCAUGUGCGAGCUGCAUGGCCGCAGCCCCAGCUCUUCACAAAGGCGUGCGGCGCUCGUACAGGCUCCACUGCCCGCGAUCCACACGACAGUGACGCUGCCGACCCAGAUAACGACCCCUUCCUCACCUACGGGUCCGUGCUAUCACGGUCCUCUCCUUUCCCUCCUUCGUCGUCGACCGACGUCGUGCCGCUGUCCUUCACGCAACCGCAGUUUUUGUUCCCCCUGCGCCGGCUGACAGCGCUGGACCGCGUCGCCACCGCAAGCGUGCGUCGCUCCGGCCUCGCUGUGUCGCCUCCACGGCCUCCUGGUCAGCCUUACCUCAGCAUACAGCAGCAGCAGCAGCAGCAGUGGCACCGUGGAGACCCAAAAGCUCCGCUGCUGUGGUGUGCCUGCCCACUUGUAGUUGCCUUGGUUGUUUUUGACUUCAUGGUGAUACACAGCUGUCGAGUGCAGGGGUGGCCGGUUCGUCUCCUCCAAGGCCUCACCCCUGCCCUCGGUCUUCUACUUCUUCUUUAUACGAUGAAGAGCGUCGCGGUGCUGUGCGGGCGCCGCUGCGUGGUUUGCUGGAGGGCCUUGCCGAUUGCCGUGUACACGCUGACGAGGCCACCGACGCAGCCGGGGUACGGCCCACCAGGACCGUGGGCGAGCCAGUGA